UCUGCCAACCAUCAUGAAUGGCCUCCCGCCAAAAACCAAAUAUGUAAAUGAAAUUAUUUUCCCAAGGCUCUACUGGAGCCCUCCCUGACCGUAUAACGACCGUCUGUGUCCGGCGGUAGAGGCAAGCCUGGGCCAGGUCUGGUGCAGAGGAACGCAAGGAGAUGGGGUGUUCGCUCUUUUACCCCGUGAGUUGAUCAGACUGACACUGUUAUUGUUAAAUGCAGGACUCAGUACACUGCCUGACACAGAGUAGGUGCUCAAUAAAUGUGACUAGUUGAAAUGGACCAGAUCCAUGGAGGGAGUCUCACCGGAUUACAGAGGUGCCUCCAGCAAUGAAUAUGUUCCAAAUUGCACUUCCUUCUCAAGCCUUGUGGCCAGUGGUGGAUAGAAGGUGAAUUAUGAUGUGUCAGAACAUAGGACCUUGGGGAGUUCCGUAACCAAGAGGAGAAAGAAGUAACAACAGCCAGUAAAGACAGAAAGAACUGCUUCUCCCUUCUUCCCCCUCCAAGUUCCUAGUGGAGAGCUGAGCCCAGCAUCCUAGACUUGUGUGACUUACACAGGCGAGCUUCUGAAGACUAACUUCACUUUGGUACCCUAGCCUUCAGCAGCUCAAGGCGUUGGCUUUCGGAGCAGACAAGAGGCUUUUAAGUAGCAGAGCUCCCUGCUCUCAGCAAGCCCAACACCAUGGGGAAGGGAGACACCUUGGAAGCAGCACCAACCACCUCGACCUACCGCUCUGUCAUGGAGGAGUAUGGUUACGAAGUAGGCAAGGUCAUUGGCAAUGGCUCCUAUGGGACGGUGUAUGAGGCUUACUACACAAAGCAGAAGGUCAUGGUGGCUGUCAAGAUGAUCUCAAAGAAGAAGGCCUCUGAUGACUACCUUAACAAGUUCCUGCCCCGUGAGAUACAGGUGAUGAAGGUCCUGCGGCACAAGAACCUCAUCAACUUCUAUCAGGCCAUCGAGACCACAUCCCGAGUGUACAUCAUUCUGGAGUUGGCUCAGGGUGGUGAUGUCCUUGAGUGGAUCCAACGCUAUGGGGCCUGCUCUGAGCCCCUUGCUGGCAAGUGGUUCUCCCAGAUGACCCUGGCCAUCGCCUACCUGCACAGCAAAAGCAUCGUGCACCGCCUUUCUGCUGCUGGUAGGGACUUAAAGUUGGAGAACCUGCUGCUGGACAAGCAGGAGAAUGUGAAGAUAUCGGACUUUGGCUUCGCCAAGAUGGUGCCUUCUAACCAGCCUGUGCGGAGUAGCCCUUCCUACCGCCAAUUGAACUGCUUUAGCCACCUCAGCCAGACCUACUGUGGCAGCUUUGCUUACGCGUGCCCGGAGAUCUUGCUAGGCCUGCCCUACAACCCUUUCCUGUCUGACACCUGGAGCAUGGGCGUCAUCCUCUACACUCUAGUGGUCGCCCAUCUGCCCUUUGAUGACACCAAUCUGAAGAAGCUGCUGAAAGAGACUCAGAAGGAGGUCACUUUUCCACCCAACUACCCCAUCUCCCAGGAAUGCAAGAACCUGGUCCUCCAGACCCUACGCCAAGCCAGCAAGCGUGCCACCAUCCUGGACAUCAUCAAGGAUCCCUGGGUUCUCAAGUUCCAGCCUGAGCAACCCACCCAUGAGAUCAGGCUGCUCGAGGCCAUGUGUCAGCCCCCCAGCACCACUAAUCAUCACCAGUCCUUGGAAAUCAAUACAUGAAAGUGGCUGAGGGAGGAGGGGGUUGAGAGGAGAGCACAGCAGGAGGGUCUGGGGCUAAAAAUCUUUUAUACCAAAAAUAAAUCUAAUUCUGUUUAGUUUCAUCAGGUGGAGUCAAAGACAUUCUUUCCUCAGAGGAAGCUUAGCAGGGAACACUGUUGAGGGUAGGAGGUGGAUUUCUGCCCAGAGCCUGUAACCAGUCAUCUUGACAGCCGUUAAAUCAACAGGGUAAUUCAGUGUAGCUCACAUGUGGCUUGUUGGGGAGGCGGGAAGGUGUGCUCAGAUGAACACCUGCUUUGGGGAAGCUUU
Vicugna pacos (alpaca) is the source of this 1995-nucleotide messenger RNA. The record is from RefSeq and is a predicted model, not a curated record. NCBI's taxonomy places the organism in Eukaryota, Metazoa, Chordata, Mammalia, Artiodactyla, Camelidae.